Molecule: messenger RNA, 1124 nt
Organism: Magallana angulata
Lineage: Eukaryota; Metazoa; Mollusca; Bivalvia; Ostreida; Ostreidae
Exons: 1
Molecular function (GO): protein binding
Source: RefSeq, a predicted model, not a curated record
CAUCUCUUCUUGAUCGUAAAACAAACGACGAUAAACAAAAAGAAAUACACUGUGAUCCGUGCAAAUUUGCCAAAUUUGACGCAGAGUCAAAAAUUAGCUGAAGCUGUUCAGGAACAUGGAAGCAGAAAAGAAAAAUUUGUCAACGUGGAAAAAACAAGAAUGGUUAUUGAGAAUGACUUUGAGAGGCUUUGUUCGACAUUCAACUUUUCCGAAACUAGUAAACGUUAUGACUUGCAUAUCGAAGAUAAACUAAAAAAUGUUUUAAAUUGGUCAAAAAUAAGUUCGUUGAAUUUUCAACAAUCAGAUGAGGACCCUCUUACAGACAUCAAAACAACACUGUGCUGGUUAGGUUGCUUCAAUGAUUACACAGUAUUUCAAUACUCUUUCUCUUUGGGGUACGCACUUCAGGUCUCUCCCCCCUUUUUGCUUCCAAAGUCACAAUCAAAAUGGAGGAUUGAAUUCCAUGUUAUAAAUAAUAACCUAGGUAUUUAUGUGAACUGCAUAUCCAGUGAUAAUUCUGACUGGCCACUGGAUGUUUCUGUUGAGCUAAGCCUUGUAAAUCAAGUCGACAGGAAAAAAGACAUUGUAAGAACAUUUCAACAUCUCUUUACAAAAGGUGAAUUAGGUAGAGGAUUCAAGCCAAUUAUAGACUGGCAAUCACUAAGCUCCACAGAAAAGGGAUACAAUUCUAACGGCUGGAUGAAAAUCAAAGCCAGGUUAUGGUGAAAAACGUACACUGACGACAAGUAGUCCAUUUUGAUGAAAAUUAUUCGUUUUGUGACGUCGAUGUGGUAGACAUACUUUAUUUACGCUUGCAUAUGCCAAGUGCGAUGGUCAGCUAGAAUGAAACAUUUAAUUCAAAUAUCAUUUCGGAAACGUUUCUUAUAUUGUUACAUUAUUUUACUACCAAGAUCUUAGAGUGUACAGGUGCGUAAAUAAUUAGCCAAUUUUGAUUUAGUAAUCACCGUAACAAUCGACCAUGGCUCGAUAGAGGGCAAGUGAUUGCUGUAAAAAUAUCAAUACAACGUGAGUCCGCGUUUUAAAAUCAUACAUUUGAUGUAGCUUCAACUUUUGUUAUUAAACGCUGGUUUGAUAACUCUGUAUCUAUCUUCUUAUUUGCUUUA